Molecule: messenger RNA, 2967 nt
Organism: Lepisosteus oculatus (spotted gar)
Lineage: Eukaryota; Metazoa; Chordata; Actinopteri; Semionotiformes; Lepisosteidae
Gene: xiap
Product: X-linked inhibitor of apoptosis
Biological process (GO): negative regulation of apoptotic process; regulation of cell cycle
Cellular component (GO): nucleus; cytoplasm
Molecular function (GO): cysteine-type endopeptidase inhibitor activity involved in apoptotic process
Source: RefSeq, a predicted model, not a curated record
ACAGACAUUUGCCUAUAAUUUAUGACUACUAUUGAGGGAAUUUCUGCAAGGGGCACUCCAAUCAAAAAGGUUUGAAAACCCCCAUGCUACCCACUGUUCCUGAAAGCGCUUGAUGUCACAUGCGUAACUUCCGGCUCUUUAACAUAAAUUGUACGGAAAGCAAGCGAAAAAAGAGAAGGUACCCGGAGAGGAAUCAAACUAAGGACGCGAAAGGGGACACACACUGUGACAGGCAGUUCUCUCUUCAGAUCACCAGACCUCCCAAGAAACCUCUGCAAGAUACAUUAUGGCUAGCGCUCAACAUGAUAGCGAUAUUGAAUCGGACAACUGUGUGGACAUGUCGGCCAUGAAGAUGCGAUUGCGGUCCUUCUCAAAUUUCCCCUGCAUCGACGUGGUGUCCCCUCAGAGGUUAGCCCGGGCAGGAUUCUAUUUCACUGGUGAGGCUGACAAGGUGCAGUGCUUCAGCUGCAAUCAGACGGUGGAGAACUGGCGCAGAGGGGAUGCCCCUGUGCAGAGACACCAUCGGGUGUCCCCCAAUUGCAAGUACCUCUGCUGCACACAUCUGCUCCCUUCCCAGCAUGCUGCUCUCAGUGAAUUCCCGAGGCCAAGCCCUGAUGACAGCCCCGAUCCUUCGGCCAAUGGCUCUUAUGAUGAAGAAGCAGAAGAUCUGGAAUACCGCCUGAGAACGGGAGAGAUCGUGGACAACUCCACCUACCCAAGGACCCCUCACAUGUGCAGGGAAGAUGACCGCUUGAAGACAUUUGAGAAAUGGCCUUCGUCAGUCCCUGUGAGGCCGAGACAGCUGGCUCAGGCUGGUCUGUACUACCUCGAUGUACAGGACCGAGUACAAUGUUUCUGCUGUGGAGGAGUAUUGGGAGGCUGGGAACCUCAAGACGAACCUUGGAAGGAACACGAGAGGCACUUUCCGAAUUGUUUCUUCAUCCUCGGUCAUGAUGUUGGCAACAUACCUUCUGAGCUGCCUCCUGAAAGUGCUAACCAUUCGCAUACAUACAUGGAGUCCUUUGAGGAUCGUCUCCGAAGUUUUGCUAGUGUGCCUCAUCCCAUUGACCCUGAGAGGCUUGCCCGAGCAGGAUUUUAUACUGAAGGUGUUCAGGACCGUGUGAUAUGUUUCAAGUGUGGAGGAGGCUUAAAAGACUGGCAGUCGGAUGAGGAGCCCUGGGAAGAACAUGCCAAGUAUUACCCUGGAUGUAGCUUUGUGCUUAUGGAGAAAGGCCAGCAGUUUGUGAACAGCAUGCAGUUGCGAGACCACAGAAGAAAUUUUCCUGAUGAAGAUGAUGAAAACAGUUUAUCUGUAUCUGAACAAGAGUCUGAUGUUAUGCUCUCUGAGGUGGCCCAAAGAGCUUUAGAAAUGGGCUUGGAUGAGACCCAGGUGAAAACAAAAAUCUUGGAGAAAAUCCGUACAACUGGAGAAGGGUACAAAUCUGUGCAGCUUCUGGUUGAAGACCUUCUGAAUGAAGACGUGGAAAGUGAUUCUGAAGAGACGCCUGAAAAUGAUGAAGACCCCAUGGAGAAACUCCGAAAGCUGCAGAGAGAGAAGCAGUGUAAAGUCUGCAUGGACAGAGACAUUGCCAUAGUCUUCAUCCCCUGUGGCCACCUGGUGACCUGCAAGAGGUGCUCCGACUCCCUCAGUAAAUGCCCCAUAUGCUGUGCAGCUAUAGUACAGAAAGUCAAAACCUACAUUUCGUAAUUUUCAUUAAAACAAGAUUUAUUUUAUAACAAAUGGAUUAUAAUGACCCAAGUGAUCCUUGCAAUCCUGAGCAAGAUUGUUUUGAAGUGAUAUUAUAUUCUUUUUGAAUCCCUUUGUGGAGUAGAUCUGAAUUUGGUCAGACUCAAAAACUUUUUGUUUGAACAAGGGUGGCAGUGGAUAGGGCCUUGUGUUUUGACUUUUUGAAUGGUAAGUCAGUCAUUUAUAAGCUGAUUUUAACAAUUUAAAAUAUAACUAUUUUUAAAACAUAAAAGGAGGAAAUAUAUAGAUUAUUUAUAUUAUGUUUUCCAGGUUUUUUAAUCUGUUAUUUUAACUUUUCGUAUCAUAAAGAACAGAUACUUCUGAUUUAUAUUUUUACUAGUGGGUUAUUGGGAUUAAUUUCCAUAUAGCACUUUAGUGUUGGAAUUUGUGUGUGUAAAUAUAUAAAGAACAUUAAUGAUUAUAUAUAAAUUUAUUAAAGGAAGAACAAUACAAUGUAUAUUUUGUUUUUAAGAAAUUCAAAAGAAAUAAAAUUUCAAUGAGGUCUAUAUCAAAUGUAGCUUUAAGCCAACAGUUGAAACUACAGACAUAAUUUUGUAGCUCUUUGUUAAAUUUGAGCAUUUUAAAAUAGUAAUAAUGUGAUAAACGUUUUAAAAAAGCCUUUAAAUCUUUUGGUGUAAUUUACAUGCAUACAAAUAUAACCGUACUCUUCAUCUACAGUGUAUAUACAAUAUAAAAUAAUGGUGUUGAAUAGGUUGCACAUACUCUUGAUUAAAUAAGAUGGCAGUUUGCCUUGGUACAGGAGAGAAUAAUGUUACUUAAUUGUACGCCAUGUCUGAAAUGAUGAUGAUGAUGAUGAUGAUGAUGCUGCCUCUAAGGUGAUCUAUAAAUCAGAAUUUGUUUUCAAACCAUUUUUGUAGUAACAUGAAUCCAACUACAUUUUGAUUUUCCAAAACUGACCAUCAUUGACCUAUAGAGAACACUAAACAGAGUUUAAUUCCAAGUAGAAAAACACUUUUUUUUGUGUGUAUAAAUUUGUUGUUUUUCAUUUGCAUAAAAGUACACCUUUUAAACAGGAUAGAAGGUAGGUGGGUGUGCUGUAACCGGGAGGUUUCAUGAGGAGAAUUAGAUGUGUGCCUGGAAUAUACACCUUACUGUGCAUUUGUACUGUACACCUUUAAAGAUGAACAAUUUAUUGUGUUAAAUAUUAAAAUAUGGGGGCUUUUAUUUGUCAUUUUGAAGAAUAAAUACUUCUGAACUAC